This is a messenger RNA of Vespa velutina, 477 nucleotides long. RefSeq lists its product as uncharacterized. NCBI's taxonomy places the organism in Eukaryota, Metazoa, Arthropoda, Insecta, Hymenoptera, Vespidae. The transcript is spliced from 3 exons. The record is from RefSeq and is a predicted model, not a curated record. The coding region runs from base 1 to 477 and encodes 158 amino acids.
AUGAAAAAGUUAGAAACAAUAAAUUUACCGCCAACCAAUUCAACAGAAAUAUAUUUAAAUUAUAUUAAUGGUCUGUGCAAUAUAUCUGACAAUUGGUAUACCAAUACCAAUUUAGUUGAAAAAUUAAUUCCUUGUAACACUCAUCUGGUAGAAACUAUAAGAAAAAACCGAAAAAGAAUAUCCGUAGAAGUUAAACUAAAAAAAUUAAAACAAAACAAGUUGAUUGCAAUGCAAAAUAGGAAAGGGAUUAUGGUUCUUAAAUGGAAAGACAGACGAGAUAUUUUAAUAAUUUCCACAAAACAUUUGGCGGAAACAGUAACUGUAUGCAAAAAUAAUUACACACGUGAAAAACUAACAGUAGUUUUGGAUUCCAAUAUAGGAAAAUGUGCUGUAGAUUUGACCGAUCAGAUGAUAGGAUAUUCUACACCACACAGAAAAACCGUCAUGCGAAUAGAACUGUCAAUGCAUCUCACAUAG